GUUGCUAUGCUGCUUAGCAAUAGGCAAAGGCGGAGAUGAUUAGUCUCUCCCCAAUUAUCUACUUCUUAUCUUAAUUUUUGGAUUACCACAAUGGAUAUCAAGAUUUUCUUGAUAUUUGUGGUAAUUCUGAACGCCAUGCAGCAAGGCCCUGCUGCUUAUCGGGACCUUAAGUGCGUGGAGCCCGAGCCAGGACAUACCAAAAGAUUGUUGUAUUAUUUCACCUCAAGAGAAAUUGAGCAAGUCUGCCCAACGCAAGUCGAGCUGAUGUGGAGAAUCGGAAAUGAUGUAUUCCGGACGUUUCUGUGUGGUGUUAUAACACUGAUGUUGGUUUACACGUACGUGUGUGCACCGUCGAUUGGAAACCGCGCCAAGAAGAGAUGGACAACCAAUGUUUGCAUGUUCCAAGCAUGGAUAACUCGCCGUUCCCUCUGUCGUUUCUGCGGAACUUCUCCAUGCCAGGCCAAGAGAACAUCCUGGAAGCGCUUCAGACUCCGUAUCAAGAAUGUGACUGAUUUCGAGGAGCGAUCCAAUGCCAUGAGGUUGUUCAGCCUCGGACUGGAGCUGUCCGUCGACCUGACAAAAGAACUUCCCCGGGAUGAGCUGUACUGGGCUAGGAAAUACUGCGAUCAAUUCGAGGAGGACCACAUGGUUCUAUUCCCGCUGUGUAUCCAGCGUCAAAUCAAUGACUGGUACCCAUUGCCUCACUAGAUUUCUUGCAGUUUUUGGCGAAUGUCGAUGAUGGAACCGAAGUGGCCGUGUUGACGUCAUCGAUUGGUCGCAACCACGAUUUAUUUUAUUCCUUUUCUGAUAAAUGAGAAAUAGUGACCUAGAGAUAUUAAUGUUGUUUUCGUUACUUAGGUACAUGUAUGUUUUACCUUGUAAAAUUGUUUAUUUUGUAGAGAGGAACAUUGUACACAGAUGACAAGCCGAUUAUAACUAUUCUAUGUUGGCCAGAUACAAGUAUAUAAUGUUUCGUAAUGUUUCUAUGGUAACCAUUCACACGUGGUAUAAUAAAAUGUCUGAACCU
This is a messenger RNA of Pecten maximus, 1027 nucleotides long. RefSeq lists its product as uncharacterized. The record is from RefSeq and is a predicted model, not a curated record. NCBI's taxonomy places the organism in Eukaryota, Metazoa, Mollusca, Bivalvia, Pectinida, Pectinidae. The coding region runs from base 91 to 708 and encodes 205 amino acids. The transcript is spliced from 5 exons.